ACCAUGAUUACGAGAAAAUACAGAUAAAAAUGUCGGCGAACAUUAAUUGGAAGUCUCAGCAAACUUGGGCAGUUUUGUUAGUGACCACCCUCUGCCUGUUAAGCACUCACGCCGUUUGGGCCAAGAAACUGAAUGCGAGCCAAGCAUUCGACGACACAUGGAACACAGCAUCGGAUUUAGAAAAUGAAUUGGAACAACAGAAGCGGGCAAAGGGCCAGAAUGGAGGUGCAGGAGGCGCUACCUCUGGCAGUGGACCUGGCCAGUGGUCGAGUUGGUCGGACUGGUCGACUUGCUCGCGCACCUGCGAUGGCGGCAUUAUGCAACAGAUGCGACGGUGCAGCAGCCCCGGCAGUUGCCGCGGCGAGAGUGUCCGCUAUCGCAUAUGCAACAUGCAACCGUGUCCGGAGCAACAGGACUUCCGCUCCAGCCAGUGCGCCGCCUACAAUGAUGUGCCCUACGAUGGGACCCUGUACAAGUGGACGCCGCAUUACGAUUAUGUCGAGCCUUGUGCUCUUACAUGCAGGGGCCAUCCAGCGCAUCUAGUCGAGGACAUAUCCAGGGAGUCGGCCGGAGGCGGUAAUCCCGAGGAGGCGGAACACUACGACGAGCAGAGCGUCAUUGUGCAGCUGUCGGCCCGGGUGCAGGAUGGAACUCGAUGCCGUUCCGGCAGCCUGGAUAUGUGCAUCCAAGGCAAAUGUCAGCGUGUUGGCUGCGAUUUGAAAAUCGGCUCGACGAAGAAAAUCGACGGGUGCGGCGUGUGCGGCGGCGAUGGAAACUCGUGCUCCCAACCGCUAUAUUACUGGGAGAUGGGACCGAUGUCGCAGUGUUCAGUCACCUGCGGUGGAGGUUACAAAAUGUCUCGUCCUAUAUGCAGGAAUCGUCUAACCAAUGCCGAUGUCGAUGAUACGCUCUGCAGCCUUACUAAUCGCCCGGAGGCGGCCGUGGAGCAAUGUAGUACACACAGCUGUCCGCCGCGCUGGAUAACUGACGAUUGGAGCACUUGCAGCCGGCUCUGUGGCCACGGCUACCGGGAGCGGAUGGUUGUCUGUGCCGAGGAGUCGAACGCCAUCAAAACGAGGGUUGCAGAUAUCAUGUGCCGCACACCGAAACCGCCAACACAAGAGACCUGCAUUAUCGAGGAGUGUCCGCAUUGGGAGGUCGAGGACUGGACCGGUUGCUCGGUUUCCUGCGGCCAGGGAAUUCAGAUGCGAGGUGUGGAAUGCAAAUCGACGGAUGGCAGCCUGAGUGCCAAGUGUGAUCCACUCACCAAGCCCGGCAGCGUUCAACAGUGCUCCACUGGCAUCCAUUGCGGAGGAGGAGGCGGCUCACAGAGCAAAGCCGGUGGCACCAUCAUCGUGGGCAGCAGUCGGUCACAGAACGAGCGGUCCGACCGGCAGAUGGACAGCUCUGACAUGGAUGACGAGGACGAAGACGAGGAUAUGGACGAUGAGGCCGAAGACAUUGAUGACUUGGAAUCGGGUCAGGACACCGAUGACGGUGAGGGCGCGUCCUACUCCGAUCAGCCAUUGCGCUAUGCCCAUCACACUCAGAGCAGGUUGCACCACGAUGACCAGGAUGAGCCGCGAACAAUGCGUCUCAUGGGCGGAAACUCAAACAGUAAUUACAAUAGGGGAGGAACUGUUGUACCCUCUUUGGAUCCCUCUUACAUCAAGGACACGGAGUGGUCGCCUUGCAGUGUCACCUGCGGCGAGGGCAUUCGCCGACGAGUCUACAAGUGUAAGAUAUACCUGGAGUACUCCCGAACGGUGGCCACCGUGAAUGACAGCCUUUGCGAGGGAACCAAGCCCCACGACGACGUGGAGCGCUGCGAGGAGGAUCCCUGUGUGUUGCCCUCCCACGGUUUCGAUGACCAGUACCCCCGGGACUCCAUCAAGGUGGGGGUCUCAGAGCCGGGAAAGACAUACGUAUGGCGAGAGCAGGGCUACACCUCAUGCAGUGCCUCCUGCCUGGGCGGCGUGGAGGAGCUGAUCAUCAACUGCGUGCGAGAGGACAAUGGUAGAGUAGUCUCGCCCUUCCUCUGUGCCCCGGAGUCCAAGCCGGAGGCCAGAGUUCGCACCUGCAACGACCGUCCCUGCCCGCCUAGGUGGAACUACUCCGACUACACUCCCUGCUCCAAGAGCUGCGGCAUCGGCAUCAAGACCCGAGAGGUACAGUGCAUCCACGAGGUGACCCGCGGUGGUGAAAAUACCAUGGUAGUGCCCAACAGCAUGUGCCCGCAGCCUCCGCCCCCCGACCGGCAGUACUGCAAUGUUCUGGACUGUCCCGUGCGUUGGGAGGUGGGUGAGUGGUCCAAGUGCUCGCACACCUGUGGCUAUGGCUUUAAGGACCGCAAGGUCGAGUGCAAACAGAUCAUGGCCCAGGAGCACAAGAUUGAGAGGCCGGAAUCAAUGUGUCCCAGUGCCAAGCCGACGGACAAAAAGCCCUGCAACGUGAAACCUUGCCCACCAGAGGAUCCCAAGCCCGUUAUCCAAAUCAACAACUCCACGCAUAUUCAACACGACCCUAAGAAGACUAAAAUCACCCUUAAAGUUGGCGGGGCCGGUAUCGUCUUCUUUGGCACCCAAGUGAAGAUCAAGUGCCCAGUGAAGCGAUACAAUCGCACCAAAAUUAAGUGGAGCAAGGACCACAAGCCUCUGCAACGUUCCCGCAAGUUCAAGGUGUCCAAGAAGGGUGCCCUGCGCAUUCUUGACAUCACGUUCCGCGACGCCGGAGUAUACUCCUGUCACGCCGGACUCAGUUCGGCUGAGAUUGCUAUCGAGGUGAAGGCCAAGCCAGGCCAGCAGGCCGAGGACUUGGAGCGGCAGGAAGCAGAUCGCUUGGUGCGUGAACGAAGUGGCACGGAAGCACUCACCUCCGCGGACAUGACCUCGGCGGGAGGGCCAGGAGCUGUGGCUGGAACCGAUUGGCCCGCUAAUGGGUCUACGAAUCAGCAGCAGGGCACCCGUCGCCGGCAGCAGUCGGAGCGUUUGCAGAACGGCAGGGAGCGGGAGCGUAGCCGGAGACCCAAGUCGGACGGAGUCCAGCAUGCGGACAGCAGCAUUAUGGAGGACGAUCAUUCGCAAUUAGUGCAAUCGCAGGACAGAAUCCCACAGCCAGCGAGCGCCAGCAGCGGCAGCAGUCGCACCAGAGCUCUCCUGGCGAUGCCAUAUUUCCAGGCACUGCUCAGCAAUCUCCAGUUCCUCUGGCCGCUGCAGCGCUUCAAGGACUCGAAGGGCCAACACAUGCUCCACGAAGAGGCUCUCAAGUACGGCAUGGAUCUGGAGCCCAAGCACUACGAACAAGACGAGCCGAUGGCUGCCCGGACCAAAGAGCUCCACACCGAAGCGGGCCCUCUACGGGCGGACACCGACUCAGAAUCGAAAGGACACGCUGAAGACAUCCCACCACACAUGCCACACGCUCGGUGGGAAACAGCAGCAGUAGCCACGACAACGUCGGUUCCCAGUUUGGAGAGCGAUGGAUUCAUCUACAAAUGGCAGCUGGGUGAAUGGUCCAAGUGCUCUCAGGAAUGCGGAGCAGCUGGCAGUGGUUUGCAGCGGCGUUCGUUGAGCUGCCAUCGAGAGGCAAAGUCCAAAGGUUCCAGUAGCGCCACCAACUCCAGUAGCAACAGUAGCACCGGAUUGGAUGUCGUGGAUAAUUCAGAGUGCACCGCCCACGGCCUGGAGAUGCCCGACACGUUCCAGAGCUGCGGCAACGAGGCCUGCCCGCAGUGGACCAAGGGCGAGUGGUCGCUGUGCCACCAGUCCCGCUGCCACGGCAGGAACACGGCCGUGCAACGCCGCGAGGUGGCAUGUCGCUACGAGAAUGGGACGGCGGGCAGUGCCUGCGAUGAGUACGAGAAGCCUCCGAUGCGACAGGACUGCUACAACGAGCGCUGCAAGGGCGUGUGGCGUGUGGAGCCCUGGUCCGAGUGCAAUGCUCCGUGUGGCCGCCAGGGCAUCAAGUAUCGCAUCCUACAGUGCGUCUGGUACGGCAGCCGACGUCCGGCGGGCAACGUUUGCAAGCACCAGCCACGUCCGGCGGUCAUGAAGGUCUGCAAGAGUCCGCCCUGCCAGGCCAAGUUGUCAGCAUCUUCGGCUUCCUCGCAACACUGUCGCGACUCAUCGCGCUAUUGCCGGAAUGCCCGGGCCAUGGGCUUGUGUCGCCUGCAUCGCUACAAGGAGAAGUGCUGCGGUUCCUGCCAGCAGCAGCCCAAUCAAUAUAUAUUCCAUUAGCUCCGCUGCCGGCUGCCAACUGAGCGAGCAAUUUACGAAUUCUGCAAGCAAUUACUCUAAGUACCGUAAAUCUAAAUAACUAUAGCAAGAUAUAAAGUUAAACUUAUCCAUAUGUACGUUUACCAGCUACUAUCCCUACUACAUAAACACGAUACCAGUUUGAUUUUGUAUUGAAUCGAGAGGAAAUUUAGUUAGACUUAAACACAUACUAUAUCCAAUUCAAAAUUUGUUGAACAAAAAUAUUUAAUUUAUUUAAAGUCCCCUAAAAGUAACAAACCUGAACAGUGUAACAUGGCAUUUGCAACUAAAGAUAAGCAUAAAUAAUGUUAGAUUUGCCUUUGGCAGGUUCCCUCAAACAAAUCAUUUGCGAAAAGGCAAAAGAUUUGAUUGAGGGAGCAGGUCAGUGGCACAAGCUUUGCUUUAAGCAAUUAAAAAAUUAUAAUAUUAACGACUCGACCGUGCUAAAAAAUAGCAGAAGUGAGCGGUGAACUGUGGGAAUUAGGUUAAAUUUCACUGUUCAAAAAAAUAUUCACGAGCAGUCCAUGUCGAAAAAUAAAAAAGUAUUGGAUGGGCGCUACGAGAAACAAUGAAUGAAAUGUUUAGAAAACGAAAAACUAAAUACGAAAGGAUCAUCAAUUAUGAUGGCAGUUUAUUGCUGAUUCACAUGGCCCACAAAAAGUAGUUGAAAUGUUUUAGCAAAUAUCUCUGACUAGCAUUAAACGUAAAUUAAUCAGCCAACUUCACUAAGCCCCAGAACCUUGCCUUGGACUUUUAAGAGCAGCAGGAUGACAACAAAAAUUCGCACUGUUACCUAUUGUGAACUUAAAAACAAAAAAAAUGUAAAUAUAGCAAAAUUAAGGCAGUUGUCCUGUCUAUAUCGAUAUGCACCUUUAACUAAUGCAUCGUCAAUUUGCGUCACUGUUCUUUGGUUUUGCAUUUAAUAAUUCGCCACUACGGAUACUGUAAAUAAAUCGAAUUCGAAUCCAAAUCAGCAACUCAUUUGAAGGCUUACCUUGUAAUUUAAAAGACAAAAAGAUAAACUAUAUGGUAUAUAUGCGUAUUUGUAAUUAGUUUUUUAUGAAGAGAUUGUUUUAUAAAUAUUAACAUAAAUCUAUAAAAGUAAAUAAAUGGGCGGCGCACUAGCUGCGAACUAUAGUUUAAAUAUAUGCAUUAAAACCAAAUCAUGGCAUAAAUACAGUGAAUGUUAAAGCGUAAAUAAAAGUGUAAGCUGUUAAGUGAGAGUUAUUAAUAAUUAUCAUACAAAACUCAAUGCAAACGUAACCAAUGUUAAACACAUAAACACACAAAGGUACAUCUAAACACUAACCGAAAAAUAUAAAUACGAAAACUAAAAAAAUACAGCAUUCUGCAGGAUACGAAGGAUGUGUAUUAUGACAAGAUAAAGAUAUACAUAACACAAUGGAAGCUGCGAACUAUUGUAAGAAUUUAAAACAAAACUGGAAUAAAUAAUAAAUAUUGACGAA
This is a messenger RNA of Drosophila bipectinata, 5719 nucleotides long. NCBI's taxonomy places the organism in Eukaryota, Metazoa, Arthropoda, Insecta, Diptera, Drosophilidae. The record is from RefSeq and is a predicted model, not a curated record.